Messenger RNA from Amaranthus tricolor (Joseph's coat), 1083 nucleotides. RefSeq names its product acidic endochitinase SP2-like. The transcript has 2 exons. Bases 59 to 913 code for a protein of 284 amino acids. Gene Ontology annotation, biological process: chitin catabolic process; cell wall macromolecule catabolic process; carbohydrate metabolic process. The record is from RefSeq and is a predicted model, not a curated record. Gene Ontology annotation, molecular function: chitinase activity; chitin binding. NCBI's taxonomy places the organism in Eukaryota, Viridiplantae, Streptophyta, Magnoliopsida, Caryophyllales, Amaranthaceae.
UGCUACAUAAAUACCCCUUAUAAUCACAUAAUAUUCUUAUAAUCCAAAAGAAAUAAUCAUGGCAUUACACUUAAAAAGUUCCUUAGUUUUAGCCCUUUUCAUUGCAACAAUUUCAACCUUCCCAACUUCUUUAUUAGGCCAGAAUUGUGGGUGUGCCCCGGACUUCUGCUGUAGCAAGUUCGGGUUUUGUGGGAAAACUGACCCAUAUUGUGGUGAAGGGUGUCAGUCUGGUCCAUGUAAGACAAAACCGCAGCCAACACCAACACCAACACCAAGUGGGGGUGGUGGUAGUGUUGCUAAUAUUGUGAGUCAGUCAUUUUUUGACAGCAUAAUUGGGCAGGCUGCUGCGUCUUGUCCUGGCAAAAAUUUCUAUAACCGUGCUGCUUUCUUGAGUGCUGCUAAUGCUUACCCUCAAUUUGGAACCGCUGCUUCAACUGAUGAUGCUAAGAGGGAAAUUGCUGCUUUUUUUGCUCAUGUCUCCCAUGAAACUGGCAAUUUGUGUCACAUACUGGAGCGAGAUGGAGCAGUGAGUGAUUCAUACUGCGAUACAUCCCCACAAUUUGCGCAAUACCCAUGCGCAUCAGGCAAAAAGUACUUCGGAAGAGGACCCCUUCAACUCUCAUGGAACUACAAUUAUGGUGCUGCUGGUAAAGCACUUAACUUCAAUGGUUUAGGCAACCCAGAAAUAGUUGGUAUUGAUGUCAAUAUCGCUUUUAAGGCUUCAAUGUGGUAUUGGAUGACUAAUGUUCAUUCAGUUGUUAACCAAGGUUUUGGAGCAACCAUUAAAGCUAUCAAUGGUGCCCUUGAAUGUAAUGGUAAAAAUCAGGAUCAGGCUAAUAAUCGUGUUCAAUAUUACCAAAAGUAUUGUGCUACUUUUGGAGUCUCUACUGGCCCUGGUAGCCUUACUUGUUAAGAAUAUCACUAUUAUUAUUAUUAUUAUUAUUAUUAUUAUUAUUAUUACUAAUUUACUAAUAUAUAAAUGUGUUUUACUUAUUGUUUUAUGUGAUGCAUGUAAUUUUCUAAAUAAAAUGAUGUAAUACAACAUGAAUUAUAAUAAUACAUGGAUCUAUAUAUACUGAGCUC